Messenger RNA from Schistosoma haematobium, 4541 nucleotides. Its product is annotated as ATPase, H transporting, lysosomal accessory protein 1. The record is from RefSeq and is a predicted model, not a curated record. Gene Ontology annotation, cellular component: proton-transporting V-type ATPase complex. The transcript is spliced from 5 exons. Lineage: Eukaryota; Metazoa; Platyhelminthes; Trematoda; Strigeidida; Schistosomatidae. Bases 279 to 4541 code for a protein of 1420 amino acids.
CAUCAUUUCGCUCUUUCUAGCACUAAUAAUCUCGGAAGUCAUAGCAAACGUGUUCACGAAUGGCGAUCGAAUAAACUUAAAGUGAUGUUCGGUUUUUCUCAGCAAGUGGUCAAUGACUGGAACGCCUUGGCCGAAUACGUGGUACCGGCUCCAUUGGUUAACAUUUUCAAGGAGAAGCUGAACCUUCGCUGGAAGACAAACUGUCAGGAUUAACACAGGUUAACCAACCUACUAUCCAUGAUACUGAUGUAUGAUGUUGGAAGUUUUUUAAGCAUUGAAUGCCUCUGAUUCAUAAGGAUAACUACAUCUAUUUUAAUGUAUCUGGUUGCUUGGCAUUCUUUGCUCGUUCGAUAUCCGUAAAAUUCGUUAGCGGUAAAGCAGCCAGUAUCGUCCCUAUACCGGCAAGUUCAUUGUCACUUUCUCCACUCAGUAAAUGCUCUGAUCUAAAAUCGUUGCUCGUUUUCACAUCAUCAAAUGUUAAUGAAAUCUCCGACCUUAAUGUCAGCUUGGGUUUUAUCAAGUCUGGUCGUUAUUGGAGUGUGUCUGAAUCAUCCGUUAGUAUCAAGUGUCAAUCGGGUUCCAAAUCAUGCGUCAAUGUAGCUGGAAAUCCCUUGGUUAUGAAAUGGGCUGGAGCCCCUAUCAAUCUUGGUUACAAGUGCACUAAGCCUUCAGCUGCACCAGUAAUCUUACCGUCAGAUUCUGGGAAUUCAGUUUCUCUUCAGUUUGCUAGCAUCCAGGUUCAACCAUUCGGCGUAAAAGAUGGUGUGUUUGGUGAUGUCACAGAUUGUGUCGGAUUUCUAUUUCAAUAUCAAUAUGUUGAUGCAGUACAAGGAUGUAGUAUUUUUUAUCAAUUAGAUUUUAAAUGGAAAAAAGCAUUAUGUGAUUCUGAAUUAAAUAAACUUCAAGAAAUUCCAUUUGAUUUACCAAUUAAUUUAAUUGAAUUACGUAUUAUUCAUCAAUCAAUUAAAAAAAUUAAAAAAAAUUCAUCAUUAUAUUCAUUAAUUCAUUUAGAAUUAUUACAUAUUGAAUCAAGUGAAUUAAAAUAUAUUGAAUCGGAUACAUUUAAACAAUUAAUUUCAUUAAAAUCAAUUAAUUUACGUAAUAAUUCAUUAAAAUUAUGUAAUCAUUAUUACCAUAGUGAUGAAUGUUUCCAUAGUGAUAUAUUUCAUAAUUUACCUAAUUUAAUUUCAUUAAAUUUAGCUGAAAAUUUUAUUGAUUUUAUACCAGAUUCAUUUUUCAAUAGUUUACAACAUUAUAAUUUAAAAUUAAAAUAUUUAUGGUUAAAUUCAAUGAAAUCAAUAAAUGGUAUAAAAUUUGAAUCGAAUUAUUUUAUGAAACCAUUAAUACAAUUACGUUUAUUAGAUUUAAGUUAUACAGGUUUAUAUGAAUUAGAUUCAUUGAAUCAAAUAGCAUUGAAUAAAAUGAUUUAUUUAAAUGAAUUUUAUUUAGGCGGUAAUCCAUGGUUAUGUGAUUGUAAAUUAAAUUGGUUAAAAUUAUGGUUUUUAAAUAGAUCAUCAACAUUUUCGUCAGCAAUGUUAAGCUCUUCAUCAGCAACAUCAUCAUCGACAUCAUCAAAUAAGAUUCAAUAUCAACAAAAUAAAACGAAUUCCAAUGGUCAUAUUGAAUUGAUUGAACCAAUUUGUUAUAAACCAGAUCAAUUAAAAGGCAAAUUGAUAUUAACCAAUAAUCAAUUGAAUUCAUUACAAUUUCAUGAUUUAUAUUGUAUUCCACAAAUUUUUACAUUAAAUCAAAAUCUUACCUUUUAUUAUCAUCAACAAAUGUUAUUAACAUGUGAAUAUUAUACUACUAAUAUAAAUGAUUUAUUAUGGUAUAAAAAUAAUCAACAAUUAUUUAAACAAAAUACAACGCACUAUUCUAUUAGUUAUGGUCAAUUAGGCGCGAAUUUUUAUUCAAAUUUAUUAAUCCCCAUGACAACGGAACAAGAUACUGGAUUAUGGAGUUGUAUAUUAAAUAAUCAAUAUCGUACAUUAUUUCAUGUUACUAUAAUAAAUUCUAAUGGUGAAAUACUUUACCCUAACAACAAUGACAAUGACAAUGAGAAUAAGGAUUCAUUUCUAUAUAAAGUAUUUACAUUAUUUGGUAAUAAUAAUAAUCAAAUCAAUCAUUGGAUAUAUGGUAGUAUUAUAAUCAUCAUAUUAUUUGUUAUUUUAAUAUUGAUUAGUAUAGGAAUAUUUUGUUGUUAUCAUUCACAAUCAUCAAGAUUAACUAAUAGAUCUAUAGAUGAAAUCAAUAUGAAGAAUUGUAUAUCGAUGAAUAAAUCAAGAUCUAUAUGUAGACGUCGAUUGAAAUGUAUCAAUGGCAGUCACCAUCAUCAUCAUCAUCAUCAUCAUCAUAGUAACAAUAAAAAGAUCAAAGAUGAUUCAAUAAGUAGUCUAUUAGUAACAACAAAUGAUGAACAAAAAAUCAUUGAUAAAAAUGAAUUACAAUUAACAAACCAUAUGAAAGAGGAUACAAUUGUAACUUCUACCAAAAUCAUAACAACGACUACUAUACCCAAUUCAAAUAUCCAUGUUAAUCAUGUAGAGAAUAAUGAUAUAUUAUCAAGUAGAAAUAUAGAUGAGAAUCGUUUAUUAAAUAUAUUUUGUUGUCCUACAAAUUCAACACGUGAUGUUCAAUUAGUAACUAUACCUACAACUAGUUCUUCAUCAACUAAUGUUACAUGUUUAGAUGGAUCAUUUCUACAAGGAACAGUUGUUACUGAUGAAAAUCAUGUACUAGUAUCUUGUGAUAGUCCAGAACCAAAAUUAUUCAUUGCUACAAAUGGAAUUACACCUUCUUCUAAUAUUUCUACAUUAGAUUUUUCUAAUUGCUUACAACAACAACAACCAUUGAAUGUUAUACCUCAACCAAGUUGUACUGGAUGGGAUACUAGUGGUGGUUAUUCAUCCCCACAAUUCCCUGGAAUUUAUACAUCUAGUCAAAUAACUAUUGAAACAUCAAAACCGUGUCCAGUACAUGGAAUUAUGAAUUUGAAACCGAUGGAAAUUAAUUGUGAUAUAACUACCAAUACUACUAUUGAUAGUAAUCAUGCAAAUGUUAAACAAUUGCCAAAUUAUAAAAAAAUCGAUUCAAUAUAUUGGGAUCAUUCUAAUAGUUCAGCGAUUUUAACUAAUCCUCACUUAUCCUAUAACUUAUCAAAUUGUGUAUUUUUAGAUUCUCAAAAUUAUGGUACUAUUACCAAUGGUAGUAAUAGAAAUAGUGAUCCUCAAAAGAAUGAAAUAGAAGUUAUGCAAAAUUAUUCAAAAACUUUAUCCUCAUAUCAUAAUAUCAAGGAUUAUAGUUUAUUACAAAAAGCUAAUUUAAACGAAUCUAAUAUACAAUGGCCUACUGAUUCACGAUCUCAAGGAACCUGUCCAGUGCAUGGAAAUCAGACUUUAACACGAAGAAAUAAUCAAUUAAAACACACUAAUAAGGAAGAUGUUACGUUAGGGAAUCGCAAAAAUUUAAAAAGAAAUCAUCGAAGUAAAUCUAUCAUUCGUGAACAAUCCAGUUAUCUCAUAGAUCAAUGUCACCAUGGAACGGUAGAUAAUCAAGAAGCAUCGAUUUCCUCUUCUAAUGAAACAAAUGAUAAUGAAGAAACCAAUAUUCAGUUAAACAGUGUUCAUAAUGACCAUUACGGUUUAUCAAUAACUUCUAUCAAGCCAAAACAAAUCAUUUACACAUCAAAUGAUGAAACAGAAUCUCAAGGUGAAAGUUCUCUUUCUGAAAAAUCGUUACAUAGUGAUCAUUCAUGUACAUCUUCAGUUUCAUCUUCGACAAAUUCAACUUCCUCAAUAAAUCAACAUUUCAAAUAUAUUUAUCCAUCAAAUCAAACAGGACUUAAUUCAAUCUGUUCAUCCUUAUCAAAUCAAAUCAAUUUAGCAGCGGCGGCUGCUGCUGCUGCUGCUUCAACUAAUACUACUACUGAUCUAGUACAACAACAAUCUCCACCUUCAUUAGAGUUUUGUCCUUCUCCAGAAUUAUUAAGAAAUCGACCGAAUAGUACAAAUAGUUAUUCACGUCAUCGAAAUCAUUAUGAUAUAUUGAAUAAUUUGAAAUGUCCUGUACAUUCCUUAACAAUAAACCGUAGAUCAUUACCACAUAAACUAUUCUAUGAUGCUUAUAAUCACCGUGAAAAUAUGCGUCAACAUAAUUAUGAUCAUAAUAAUAACAUAGGUACACUUCGAGUUACUACCUUACCAACACGAUUCAGGAAAGUCAGUUAUAAUAUUAAUGAUAAUAAUAAUAAUAAUAAUCGUAGUAGUAGUAGUAGUAGUGGUAGUAGCAGUACUACUAAUCAUAAUAACAAUAGUAGUAUAAUUAAUCAUAUGGCUUCCAUUAGAAAAUUCGCUAGUCAACAUACUAUUCAAUCAAAUUAUUCAUCAUCUUUAUGUUUAUCUACUACACAAAGUUUAGAUAAAUUUAAUAAAUCUUUACAAAAAUCUAUUCUACGUCCCGGUUCUAAACAUAAAUUAGAUACAGAAAGUGAUUCCGAUAAUAAUAAUAAUAAUAAUAAUACAUCAGAAGAAAAUAAUUUCUAA